Molecule: messenger RNA, 6861 nt
Organism: Rotaria sp. Silwood2
Lineage: Eukaryota; Metazoa; Rotifera; Eurotatoria; Philodinida; Philodinidae
Source: the annotation of a GenBank genome assembly
AUGACUUCUACUAAAUCAAUAUUAAGUACAUUGGAAAGACUUAUUCAGCGAAUAAAUAAAAUCACAUUAUGCCAAGAACAUUUGACACUAAUUUCUAUAGCUCUAACUCAACUUCAACAUACAUUAAAUACAACUAAUAUAGAAAAUAAAAAUCGUACAUUUCAAGAUAUAGUACAUACACUAAAAGUCAUCGAUGAAGUUAUUAUUGGUUGUACAGAAAAUGAAGCUGAACUUAAAGGAAUGACCUAUCGAGAUCUUGAAUCUUUAUUACUUCGACUUCAAUUACGACUUGCUCAGCAUAUAGUUGAUUUAACAAAUAACUAUGAAGCAAAAAUUGAAAUACUAACUAAUGCCUGUCAUGAUCAACAAAUUCUUGUUCGAAAAGUUUUUGAUGAAAAAAUAAGAGAAAAAUUAGAUAUAAUAGAAAAAAGAACAGAGGAAAGAACUAUCGAACAACUUCGUCUUUUAUGUGAAAAACAUUUUCAUACAAUCAAAGUUUAUCUUCAUUGUUGUAUUGAACUACACAAAAGUGUACCUGUGACCGGUCUAAAUGGUGAUAUUAUUGCUAAAAUUGCUCAUAAAUUCUAUAAAAUCUCUUCCGAAGAUCAAAGUCAAUUAGAACAUAAAUGGAAAUCAUGUGAUCUUCCUCUCACUCGUACGUUCAUUCAAUUCAAACCUGAUAAAUCUACAUCAUUUGAAAGAAAUCAAUCACGAAAAUUACUUAUUGGAUCAGAAAGUCAAUUAUUUCAAGAUCAUCAUGAUAGAACAGAAAUAUGCGAUGAUAUAUGGCAAAGAUUAGUCUCAACUCCUUACAUGAUGUCAAUGACUGAAAGAGAUCGAUAUUCAAAAGAAGAAGAUGAUGAUGUCACUGAAGAAAAUAUUAUUCGAUCAAAACGUUGGAUUGUUAUUUUAGGUGAUCCAGGAAGUGGAAAAACGAGUUUUAGUCGAUGGCUUGUUUGUCAUCUUGCUCAAACACUUCUUCUUAAUGGACAACAUUCAACUGAUUAUGGUCCACUUCGUAUACCAAUUCUAAUUCGCAUUGGUGAAUUUGCUGAAAUAUUAAAAGAACAAUCAUCAAUCAAUUUAUUUGAUUAUAUUGGGAAACAUAAAUGGAUAGGUAAAUCAAUUGUUAAUGAUUUAUCAAUAUCACUUGAUAAUUUAUCAUGUACUCUUCAAGAUUACAUUAAACAAGGUCAAGCUCUAAUUAUACUUGAUGGUCUUGAUGAAAUUCCUAUUUCAGAUCAACGUUCAAAAAUUAUUAAUCUUGUUGAAAACUUUGUUGAUACUUAUGUACAGACACCUAUGGGUAGUUCUGCUUUCGAUGAUCCAUAUUUGAAUAAACUAUUUGAUAAUCCAUCGAAAUCAGGUGGUAAUCAAUUGAUUGUUACAAGUCGUAUUGUUGGUUAUCAUGUUGCUCCAUUAGCUGGUCAAUUUGCUCAUUAUACAAUUCGACCUAUGAAUAUUGAACAUAUGAAAGAUUUUGUUGACUAUUGGUUUUUUCGUGUUCAUCAACAUAUACUUGAUACUUUAAAUCUUUCAUUAAUUAAUCAAGGAGAGAAUCAUAGUGAAGCACUUAAAAAAGAAUUAGAAAAAAACGAACAUAUUGGACUUGUUGAUGUUGCUUCUAAUUCUUGUUUGAUGUCAUUUAUUUGUUGUGUAGCUUUCAGUCAAUUAGAAAGUUCACCAUUACCUACUCAACGUAUUCUAUUAUAUGAAACAAUUGUUAAUUCUAUGUUAAAUUUAUGGAGUAGUAAAAGAUCGACUAUUCCAAUACAAGAAUUAAUUGAAAUUUUUAGUAAUAUUGCAAGUUAUAUUCAUGGAAAUUCUGCAUCAGGUCUUAUUCAUGAAAAAAAAAUGAAAGAAAUUUGUAUUCAAUCUAUUAAAGAAUCAUUAGAUAAAAAUUCUAAUACUAAAGAAAAUAUUCAAUAUAUUGAAAAUCAAGCAUGUGAAUUUGUACGAAUUAUUCGUGAAGAUAUUGGUAUUUUAGCUGCUCGAGGUGAAUCACUCUAUGGUUUUCUUCAUUUAACAUUCCAAGAAUAUUUUACUUGUUUGAAACUUAUUAAUAUAGAAACUACAAAACAAGAGAAAGAACAGUCUAGUAAAUUUAAUCUACAAAAUAAAGUUCAACUAGUUGCUCAAUCUAUACGAUAUCAUAUAUAUGAUCCACGUUUUCAGGUACCUAUUGCACUUGCUUUAGGUAAGAUUAGUUCUUCUUGGUCUCAAAAAGAUUUUGAUAAUUUUUGUUAUCAGUUGAUAAAAAAUCAAGAUGAAUCUGAUUUUCUUUUACCAUAUGGUGCCUAUAUGUUAAUUAGUUGUAGUAAUGAUCUUGUGAAUUAUCCUUCUCAUGAUGUUUUAUUUGAUGUUUUGGAUUGUUUAAUAAUUGCAGCUGGUCAACAUAAAUGGUCAAUUGUUUGUCCAUUUUUAUUCGAUCAAAUUAUAAUUUCAUUAAAAAAACUUCGACAUGAUAUUGUUUCAUUAUGGAUUAACAAAUUAUUGUCACAAUCUUCUCGACAUAAUAUUCAAACAAUAUCAGCACUUUGUCAUCUUCUUGAAGGAAAAUCUCAUGAAUUUGAAAAUAUAAAAUGGUUAAAUCAAUCAUCUUGUUCAAUACUUCAAUCUUUGUUAAUACUUGAUAAUGAAAAUAAUGGUUUUACUAUUGAUAGACUAUUAGUUAAAAUUACUUUCUUCAAUCAUCGUUUAUUACCUAUCAAUCUAAAUACUUUCAAAGGAUUUCUUCUUGAUCAAGAAAUAGAAUUCAAUUCGAUUCCUUUUAUUUUAUUUCCUAUAAUUAUAAGUUUAUAUGGUGGUUUAAAACGAGAUGAUUCUAAUAUUGUCUUCGAUCCAUUUUAUAUUUAUCGAGAAUCAACUGUUGUGACACCAAUUUUAAUACAUUUUCUUUCCAGAAAUAAUCUAAAUAAACAAAAUGAAAAUAUAACAAUGAUUAAACAAGAAUUUUUAAGAUUAUUAUUGACAAGAAUAGAAAAUCAAAAUGAAUCUUGUGAAACAAUUGAUCUUUGUAUUGUGAUUAUUUGCUUGUAUGGUAUUGAUUAUGUGAAAAACAAUCUGAAAAUUAUUUCUAGUUCUCUUUUGCAUAUGAGUAUACAUAGAUUAAAAUAUAUUUCAAUGAUUUUACGUCAAUUUUAUUUUGCUGGUGAUAGAAAUGAUCCAUUAGAAUCAAAAAAAGUAACAAAUUUUAUUUCGAGCAUAAUCGAAAAAUUUCAAUAUAGCCAAUCAUCAAAACUACAAUAUCUGAAUUUAUUAAAUGCAUUAAGAACUAGUAUGGCUCGUUUACGAUUUUCUGUAACAUCAAUGUUAAUCGAAGGAACAUCAAACUCUUAUGAACGAGUAACCAUAAAUCUACCGAAUUCACUCCGAAAGAACUACAAAUGUCUUGAUUAUAUCUUAUCCAUAGACACACAAUUUUAUUUUGGCCAAAAAUCGUGUUCUUUAAUUGAUUAUUUCACAAGACUUUUCUGGAUAUUAGAAAAUAGUAAUAAAUUCAGCACACGAUAUAGAAUGUCUGUUGCUUUAAACGAAAUCCCAAAAUAUUUACUCUUUCGCAAUGAUGAAGAUUUGUUAUUUUCACUAACAUUUAUUCCUACACAUCUACGAAAUCUCUAUUUGCAGUUAUUGAAAAAAGAAUUUAUUAUGAUUCAUUCGAAAGAUUGUACAGUUAAUAAGAAAGAACAUUUCUUCUUUGGACACAUUUUACUUGAAUGUUUGAUAUUGUUAUCAAAUACAUCAUGCAAAAGACGUUCUCUUAUGGGUGCCUUGAUUACAUUAUUACCUAUGCUUCGUAUGCAUCACUUAGAAAACUUUGGUAGUACUCUUUUAUGGACAUUAGCUACAAAAGAUUCUUGGUAUUUAAGCAACUUUGAAAUUAUAAGACAGCAUCCAAUGAAUUACACAACAGGUAUGUACAUAAAUAAGAAUAAAAAUUUCUAUCCUGGAUAUGAUAUGAGAGAUGAAGAACGAAGAAUAUUGAUUAAAAAAUGUAUUGAACAAGAACAACAGCGACUUCAAAAUGCUUUAGCUGAUUGUAAUAAAAAAUGUAUGGAACUUUAUUCUGCAUGUAUUUCUUUGGCACGCACUUGUAGAUGGACUCAAGAUAAUAAUAGAUUAACUUUAUUGGAACAGAGUGUGCAUGGAGCACUAUCAAUUGAUAAUAAACUUGUUCGACUAGAUGCAUUAUGCAUAAUUGGUCUUUAUUCUGAUUCAGAUCAUAAUCAAAUUAAAACCAAAAAUGGAAUAUCUCUUCAAAAAGAAAUCGAACUUCAAUUACAUGACAUUUAUUCAGACAUAUCUCUACUAUUACAUACAGCUGUUUUUAUUCGAUGUUUACCACUACUUGAAGAUCAACAAACAAUGAACAAAUGUUUACAAAAUCUUUUAGAUAAGUUGAUCAAUGCUCAGCAAAGAGAUCAACAAGUUGUCUAUGAAGCAUUAUUCCCUUAUUUCGAAUCAAAUUUCACUUUUUCUUCAAUCCUAAAACAGAUAUCAAAUAGUUUUGUCAACUAUAAUAAAACAGUCAAUAACAAAUCAUCUGUCAUUAUGGAAUAUAUUAAUGAUAAUUCAAAUGAAAAUUUAUCUAGUACAGUACUUGUUUCCAAUCUUUACCUUGCAGAAUUAACUAGUGACGUGCAAAAACUAAUUGCAAUAGAUGAUCUUUCCAUGAUCAUAUCGCAUUCUAAUCUACCUAUAAUUGAUAAUUCAAUUGCAUCAAGAUUGUUUCAAUUCGAAGGCCCUAUUUUAACAUUCAUACAAGUUUUCACUAUUACAAAUAUUAUUGUUUCUAAUUAUUCAAUAGAAUCAGAAAAGCUUUAUGCUAUUUUAAAUAAUGCAUUACAUUAUUUUGAUUUUGUUGAAUUCAAAGCCUGUCGUUUAUUAGAAUCAUGGAUGAAAUGGAAAAAUUCAAAUAAACUUUCACCAUUUGCUUGGCAUGCUGCACUUAUUUUGGUUAAUUCUGAUUUAUGGUCUGUUGAAGCAGCUAUUAUUGUGUGCGAUCUAUUGUGUAAUGAAAAUGAUCGCUUUCGUCAAAGAGCUGAAAUCAUUUUUCGAUCAGAAAGCGAUGAUCACAUUCGAACAGGUUCAAAUUUGGGUAUCGAUGUUUUACUCGCUUUAGUGACAAGAAAAGCUCAUUAUCAACACAUUUCGCCAUCAGUCAAUCUUACUUUAUAUCGAAUGUUUGAAAACCUAACUGUAGAUAUUGAAUCUCAUUUGGAAACGCUUCUUUGGUUUGAAAGAUACAGAAUUCAUGCGUUGGUAAAUAAAGAAGUUUUUUUAAUCAACCGAAGAUUCUCAUCUAUUUCGCCUAUAUCUUCACAUUUUCGAAAUGAUUUUAGAAUAGACGUGACUUUCUGUGAUGGCAUAAAUAGAAUGUCGAACGAUUUAGUACAUUAUAUGUGUAACCUAAUCACAUCCAACUUUUUACUGUUCUUGGACAUUGAUGGUGACACAACAUCGAAUGGAGUUUUGGAAAGUCAUACUCAAUUUAUUAUUUCAGUGUUUACUUAUUUAAUUUCUCUCAUUCAAUAUAAUAAUGAAGUACGGUCAUUGAUGAUCGAUACGUUGAUGACACUCUUUGAAACAUCAGAAAAUAAUGAAAUUCGUCGAGUAGCAGUGCAUGCUCUAAGUUAUGUGUGUGAUAAAAAUACAUACAAAUUUGUAUUUGCCAAACUUCAAACAGCGGUAGCGGAAAACAACGCAAGUAAAACGCUUGACCAAUCUGAUGAUUCUCUUAGCUCAUUGAUCUCAAGUUAUUGUCAUUGUGUAUCAAUUAACAAUAUUGUUUUUGAUCAAGAUGAUAUGAAUGUAUUUCGUAAGUUACUAAAAUAUUCUUCGCCAAAUGUUUUGAGAGCAGUACAUGUAGGACUCGGUCGGGUUCUACAGAAUACUUCAUUACUAUUUGAAAUGCUUGAUUUGGAUUAUAUUCAAUGCUAUCAUGCCCUUAUGGAAUCAACGGCAUACUUAUUUCUUUAUAAUGUCCGACGAAGUAGUGCAGACACUGCGGCAGCAUUUGUUGAAGAACAUUUCAAUCUUCUACCAAUCAUUGUAGUCAAUUUAUAUAAUAGCGUUCGUCACUUUACAAAUGAAAUACUACAUGUUAGAACAGUGGAUUAUUAUUUAGCGCAUGGAUACCCUCGAUACGUAGAAAUUGCAGGCUUAAUAGCUAUGCAAAUGCCUGCGGCAUUUUGUGCAUAUGUAAACGAUUGGCAAGAUGGAGAUAACCUGAAACGUGCAUUAUUUUAUACUAGUAAACAACAUAAUUUUUCACAACGUGCUGCUUGCUUAACUAUUCUAUCAAUAUUUGGUGAAUUAACAAUAGAACUAUGUGAAAUGUUUAUUGAAGCUUUACGUGAUGAUCCACAUAUACAAAAUACUUGUUACAAAUGCUUGACACGCAUUAAUUUUAUUAAAGAUGAAGAGGCUGUUCUAAAUAAGUUAUUCUUCUAUUUGAAAUCGAAAUCAAUGAAUGUUCGAUAUAUUACAGCUAAAAUUUUUCUUCAUCUUUCUAAAUCUUCUCUCAUUUCAUCGCGUCAAGUUCAAAUAGUAUUGAAUGAUCUUAUUUUAGAUCCUAGCUCAAAUGAGAGUCUUUGGCUGAUUAGAGAUCAAGACCUUGUUCAAGCAGAAUGUGUGUAUAAUUAUGUUGGGCCACUGAAAGAUGUUGUUUAUUCUCUUCUCAUCCAGCAUUUGGCUGGAGAUGCAACUGAAACUAUUCAGAGAAAUGAAUUAAAUGAUAUUGAUGCGAGCUUUGCUGAGUCUGAAACAGCAGCUCGAUUUUCUUCAUGUCUUUAUGAAGCAAAAACUGAAGAAAAUUUACUAUCAAAAUCACCUUCAAAAAAAGUCAACUUAGAUAACUGA